UUAGUCCAAAGAUCGUACUGCCAGCAGUGAUGGAUAUGUGAGACCCAGCAUUAGAGACUCUAACCGAACCUCAUCGUUUAUUGCAAGCUCUGUAAGUUUUGGUUGCUGUAGCACCUGUGCUCGCAAAGGAUCAACCUGGCAAAGAUGGGAAGACAUUCCGAAUCCAUGCUGUCAAUUUGAUGAAUUCGCUUCUACCAGGCCUCGAUCAAAAUGACAUGGGAAAGUGUUUGACAACCUUCCAGAUCGUGGGAGUUUUGGUCAAUCUGAUCCCGUUGGUUGAUUGCUCUGAAGCCAUAUUCUUACGCUCAGAUUUAUCCGAAGAUGAGAAAGAGCUAUGCUAAGCAACAGCUAACUUCGACAGUAUCAUCGCCAUGUUUAUGGACAAGUUGCUCUCAAUAAUGACCGAAUAUGGCGAAGCCGCAGUGUUUACCGGUUCACACACUAACAUCAAUGCAAAGACAAGGGCGAAUAUGGAUGACCACAUUCCUGCAUUUGAAGAACCUUUCCUACGAGAAGGAACGCAAUGCUUGCUCCGAAAGGUAGCCAAUGACUUCAAUGCCCUUCACAAGGCAGAUCGUCGCUACGGCGAUCUUCUGGCAAGAAGCGUGGAAAUGAUAUUCAGAAUGGUAAAUCAUGCCAAUCAAGAUGUACGAACGUAUGCUGAAGAGUCUUUGGAUGCAGUAUUGCGGGAAGUUGUCGUGCCUAGCAUUGAACUGCUGGAUAAGAUUAUGGCCGAUCCACUCCCUUGGCUUUGGGAGUUUAUCCCCCUUAAGUUCGAUUUGGCGGCAGCCUUUCGGCCAAAAGUUGCAAGUGUGGCUGAUAUGGUUUCGAGAACAGCGUUUCCUGUUUUUGGUGAGGUCUCUCUCCCAUCCUCUUCGCUUAGAUCCAUGCUUGACGUUUCGGAGACCGGUACGGGUAUCUGCGAUGUCAACACACCGCUGUUACUACCGGAACGCUCGGCUGGUCCUUCUUCUAGUAGCCGAAGUUCGUUUCCGACUGUUGAAGACGAGGUUAUUGAUCCACUUCACGCUGAUUUGUAUGAAGAAGAUCGAAGCGUUAACUUCGAAAGUGAUCCGGCGAGACUAGAUUAG
Messenger RNA from Cylicocyclus nassatus, 1091 nucleotides. The record is from the annotation of a GenBank genome assembly. NCBI's taxonomy places the organism in Eukaryota, Metazoa, Nematoda, Chromadorea, Rhabditida, Strongylidae.